ACCAGACCUACGCUCUGUGCGGUUUCAUCCGCGCCCGUGGUGAGAGCGAUGACUCCCUGAACCGCCUCACCCAGCGUGACGGCUACCUCAAGAACGUCUGGACCGCCAGCCGCCAGCGCUAAGCGGACGGUAUGUCACUGGGCGGUGUUUCCAAUUUUUAUGGGUUUUUUGAUGUCGGGUAUUUGGUGAUGGUAAGCCCCUCUUUUCUCUUUCUCGCGGGGACAGACACUGCCGCUUCGGGUUUCCAACAGCCGGUGUUCUCCCAUCAUCUGAAACCUACAUCAGAAACCAUGCUAACUUUAUCGUGUGACAGGAUGAGAUGUUAUGGUCAACAUCAUGAUAUAUCUUAUAUCCAAAAAAGAACUUGAAUGAAAGAAAAACUUCAAUAAAAAUCCACACCCGCCCCUUUAU
Aspergillus brunneoviolaceus CBS 621.78 is the source of this 411-nucleotide messenger RNA. RefSeq lists its product as uncharacterized. The record is from RefSeq and is a predicted model, not a curated record. The coding region runs from base 132 to 368 and encodes 78 amino acids. Lineage: Eukaryota; Fungi; Ascomycota; Eurotiomycetes; Eurotiales; Aspergillaceae. The transcript has a single exon.